This is a messenger RNA of Mus musculus (house mouse), 2576 nucleotides long. RefSeq names its product RIKEN cDNA 1700024J04 gene. The record is from RefSeq and is marked validated. The transcript is spliced from 2 exons. The coding region runs from base 87 to 2429 and encodes 780 amino acids. Lineage: Eukaryota; Metazoa; Chordata; Mammalia; Rodentia; Muridae.
ACUUUGCUGUGUGGGUUCUUCAAGGCUAGGGAAGCGUUUCUGAGCCAUUGACUAUUUGAAGUCUCCAGUUGUUCAGAGCUGUCCGGAUGGGUGGAUACCUGAGCCGGGCUCGCCCUCCGCCUCGCCCUCCGCCUCGCCCUCCGCCUCACCCUCUGCCUCGCCCUCCUCCUUGCCCUCUGCCUCGCCCUCCUCCUUGCCCUCUGCUUUGCCCUCCGCCUCGCCCUCAGCCUCGCCCUCCGCCUCGCCCUCCUCCGCCUCGCCCUCCACCCCUGACCGUGUCCACUAGGAACCUGCAGAAGAGGCCCUCACCACCGGCCCACCGUGUUUCCCGGUCUCUCCGGGCUAAUUCAACAAAUGGGAGUCUGAACUCGGCUGAUAGUCGGCCUUUUGAAGAUGAUGCAGCUUUAGCCCAUCCUCAGCACCCUGAGCGCGUUGUGGUCGUUCACACGCAGCAAUAUCCUGUGGAGGAGUUUUCCUCUACAUUUUUAGGUAGCCAGCACAAGUCAGUGCUGUCUAGAUCCAGGAUGUCCCGAAGCUCGGUGAUCCUGAAUGUGUUUUCUAAUAUGGCCAGAGUCACACUCCGUUUUGUUCUGGGACAGCUGGUCCCGAUUAUAUGGUCUUUUCUUACUGGCCAAUUUGUGAGUCAAUCUAGGAAGGAGACACAGAUUAGUGCUCUCCAGGAGAGCAGUCAAGUUCAAAUCAAGGAAAAGAACGAUGUCACCACCGUGGGAGAAGGUGGAGAAGGAUUUGCCAAUCAGGAGGAAGGCUCCCCGGUCACAGAGACACCUAAUGAUCAGGGAAAGGACUCUGAUCUCAGUGUGAGUGCCUCGUCGGCUUUUACACAUUUGUUUAUAAAUGGUGUACUCUCUUCGUUUAUACCCAAGCCAGGUCCUCUGGGUAAACUUAUCCUUUUCAAGAACUCAGCAAAGAGCUGGAUUAAGGAAAACCAGAUUGCCUUCAAGAGCUCAUACAAACGAAAUGCCAUCGCCAGCUCUUACAGUUCCUCUCUAGCACAGUGGCCACCAGAGAGAAUUUGUGUGGAUGCAACCGGAAGGGCUGCACCUGGUGCUCCUUCAGGAGCCCAAGGUGUUUUCAAAGACUCUGCUGCAGGUGCUACACCAGGUGCUGUCUCAGGUGCUGCUCCAGGUGCUGCCACAGGUGAUGCUGCACGUGCUGCCCCAGGUGAUGCUUCAGGGGCUGCCAUGGGGGGUAUGGGGUGUGCUACCACAGGUGCUGCCCCAGGAGCUGCUUCUAGUAUUGCUGCAGGUGUUGCCCCAGGUGCUGCUGCACCUGAUACCAGAGGUGCUGUCCCAGGAGCUGCUCCAGGCACUGCUGCAGGUGUUGCUCCAGCCGCUGCUUCUGGUGCUGCUGCACGUGCUGCCACAUGUGACGCUUCAGGGGCUGCCACAGGGGGUGAUGCCCCAGGAGCUACUUCUAGUAAUCCUGCAGGUGUCCCAGGUGCUGCUGCGCAUGAUACCCGAGGUGCUGUCCCACGUGCUGCUCCAGGCACUGCUGCAGAUGCUGCCACAGGUGAUACUUCAGGGGCUGCCACAGAGGGUGCUGCCCCAGGAGCUGCUUCUAGUAAUGCUGCAGGUGUUGCUCCAGGUGCUGCUGCACGUGAUACCCGAGGUGCUGUUCCCGAUGCUGCUGCUUCAGGCAUUGCUGCAGGCAUUACUCAAGGUGCCGCUUUUGGUGUUGCUGCACUUGCCCCCCCAGGUGCUGCCCCAGGCGCUGCUGCAGCUGUUACAUUAGUUGCUGCUGCAAGUGCAGCUCCAGGUGCUGUUACCUCAGGGGCUGCUGCGUGGGCUGACCCAGGUGAUGCUUCAGGACCUGCUGCAGGUACCGAUGCACAUGCUCCUCGAGCUGUUUUAAGAGGCACUGCAGCACAUAUUACCCGAGGUUCUUUGAGAACUGCUGCUGCAUGUGCUAUCGGAGGUGCUUUGAAAGAAACGACUGCACAUGCCACCCAAGAUCCUCUGAGAGCCACUAUUGCACAUGCUACCCGAGGUGCUUCAAGAGGUGCUGCUGCAUGUGCCAUCGGAAGGGUUUUAAGUGGUGCUGCAGCACCUGCUACCCAAGGUGCUUCCAGGGGUGCUGCUGCACCUGCUACGGAAGAUGCUCUGAAAGGUGUUGGUGCAUGUGCUAUUCGAGAUGCUGCCAAAGGUGCUCCUGCAUAUGCCGUGCCACAAUCAGGUUGGGCUUUAUCCCAGUUGCAGGUGCUUCCCAAGAAACGCAAGAAAAAAAGCUAUAAACUUAGAUCUUCAGGUAGUCCGGAAAGAAAGAAAAAGAGACCCAGUGAAGCAGAGCACAAAUGGGUGUCAUACAGUGUCACAAAUGCUCCUCAAGUUCAGCAAGGAUACCCAUGGAAUGGCUUCCCCAAACCUGAUAUUCCAAGGCCUCUGAGACGUGCCAAGGCCUGGGGUCACUAAAUGACCUGUGCAUAGCCACAUGUCACUGAGCACUUAACACUGAUCUUCAAUUCUGAGCAUCCAGUUUUUUAUACUCUAUAAAUUUAGUAUAAUAUCACAUUCUAUGUUAGCGUCAUUUUGACACUUAAAUAAAAUUGUUAUCCAGUA